AUGGAUAGGUGGAACUACAUCUAUACAGAGGCUAGGUGGAACUACAUCUAUACAGAAUAUGGUGGUGGAUCCUUCUCAUUCUCUAACCUCAUCAACGGUGUGACCAGGAGAUUCUCUACUGAGUUUGAGCUGAAGCAGCUGAAGCAGUUUAAAGAGGACAAUGCCCGUGUGGGGUUUGGCUCGGGGACGCUGGCUCUGGAGCAGGCUAUUGAGAGGACUACGGCCAACAUUAAAUGGGUGGCGGAGAACCAGGAGCCCGUUAUGAAGUGGUUGGCCAAUGAAUGUACGUGAAAUACCCCCCACUACAGCAGCGUGCGACCAGGCCAAUGGUGUUACUGCUUACUGAACCAUCAGGGAUACACAGACUGUAUUAAACAGACCACGAACAUGGGGCUGCGUGACCCAAAUGGCACCCUAUUCCCUGUAUAGCGUGCUACAUAGGGCUCUGUUUAAAAAGAGUGCACUCCAUAGGGAAUAGGGAGCCAUUUGGGACAGAGAUGUGCUGUAUAAUGAUGAAUGGACCAAAAUCAUGUUGUUACUUGAAUCAUGUGCAUCCAUUUUGGAUUGUCAGUUUUUCAUGUUCUCGUGUUAAUAAAUGUCUGCCAAUAAACGCUCAGUUAAUAUCGUCAGUUUCCA
Molecule: messenger RNA, 636 nt
Organism: Oncorhynchus masou masou (cherry salmon)
Lineage: Eukaryota; Metazoa; Chordata; Actinopteri; Salmoniformes; Salmonidae
Product: aminopeptidase N-like
Exons: 4
Coding region: 1-291 (96 amino acids)
Biological process (GO): proteolysis; peptide catabolic process
Cellular component (GO): plasma membrane; cytoplasm
Molecular function (GO): metalloaminopeptidase activity; peptide binding; zinc ion binding
Source: RefSeq, a predicted model, not a curated record